Molecule: messenger RNA, 2340 nt
Organism: Trichoderma asperellum CBS 433.97
Lineage: Eukaryota; Fungi; Ascomycota; Sordariomycetes; Hypocreales; Hypocreaceae
Source: RefSeq, a predicted model, not a curated record
AUGGCGCCGCUAUGCGCAGAUCCGCGUCAGAUCGUGAUUGCUUUGAAUCCCGCCAGGCGAAAGGCAUUGUUGUUUCUAGUCCAAGAAAUCAUAAGGGGUAUGAUCUCUGAGCUGGAGACUCAUCCCGAUGAAUUGGGAUCCAUCGCACCAGAGGAUGAAGGCAAUAGAGACGAUGAAUCGGUCUCUUCAGACCUGCCUGAGAAGGCGGGGCGCUCUGCAUCCCAAGGUGGCAGAGCUCAGGGCUUGUCCCUGCAGAAAGCAAAGACUACCAGAGAAGCAGAAAAGGUUCUAGGAGCGGCAUUUGCAUACACGCUGGAGUGGCGAGAUGAGGUCGUAUCCAAGCUUGAAGAGAUUGUGAAUGUGGAAGAUACGCACAAGAUUGCGGCCGAGAGGAAGACUCGACGCGAAGCCUUGGACAAGAAGAAGUUGGAUUUGCCCAGUAACGAUCGCUUCUUAGUUGAUGUGGAUGGUAUGCCUGUUGAUGAGACAGAAGAUGUCUCCAUGUUGCAGUCGGUGUAUAAGCCAAUACCCACCAAGUUGACCACCAUCCCCAUCGAGGAUCGAGAAGAAGCCCUUAGCUGUGUGCUGCUACUACUUCUAUCUACGGGGAAAUAUUCUGCUCACUCUCGCGCCUUGGUGCUUUAUCUAGCGUCAUCGUUGGGAAUUUCUACAACGUUUCUUAACAAGGAAGAAGCAGAAAUCGCCAUGUCGCUCAUGGAGUCGUCCACAGCUAAUGAGGAUGCAAAGGAAACCAUGUCUGCCGACGCUGAGGCUGCCAAACGCAAACAACAGAACAAAGCCAGUCGCUUUUGGAAAGUUGGACUAGCAUCUGUAGCCGGUGCUGCAGUUAUCGGAAUCACGGGAGGCUUGGCUGCUCCUCUUGUUGCUGGAGCGAUUGGGACUGUUCUGGGAGGCGUUGGUCUAGGAGGUGUUGCGAGCUUUCUUGGCAUCUUCUGGAUGAACGGAGCUUUGGUCGGAACUCUUUUUGGAGCCUAUGGCGCCAAGAUGACUGGCGAAAUGAUGGAUAACUAUGCGAAAGAGGUCGAAGACUUCCGAUUUCUCCCCCUCAGAGAAGAGUCUACAACAGAUAACCCAGAGGAAAUCACCAAAGAGCAAAAAGAACAGCGUCGUCUUCGCGUUGCUAUCGGAAUCAAUGGCUGGCUUAACAAAGAGGAUGACAUCAAGAAGCCAUGGCGCACUCUCAGCACCGACACCGAAGUCUUUGCUCUACGCUACGAGAUGAAUGUUCUUCUUAAACUAGGCACCGCAUUAAACGACCUCGUCCGCUCCGUUGCUUGGACGGCCUUCAAGGCGGAAGUUAUCAAGCGGACUUUGCUGGCGACUCUUUGGGCUGCCCUCUGGCCGAUCCAAGUCUUGGCUAUUGCUUCCAAUGUGGACAAUCCGUUCAACCGUGCGCACAACAGAUCUCGAAAGGCCGGGAAGCUUCUCGCUGAUGCGCUCAUUAACAAAGUUCAAGGUGAACGGCCUGUCACUCUGAUAGGCUAUUCUCUCGGUGCCGCGACCAUCCAUGCCUGUUUACAAUCUCUUGCCGAACGCCACGCCUUCGGCCUUGUCGAUACGGUUGUCCUAAUCGGCACUCCAGCCCCAUCUAACUCAGCUCACUGGCGGACCAUCCGGCCCGUAGUCUCUGGAAAGAUCUUCAACGUCUACUCCGAGAACGACAUGAUCCUGGGUUUCGUCUACCGAAUGCACAGCCUUGCUCUCGGAGUCGCUGGCCUACAGCCCAUCAAAGACGUCAAAGGCAUUGUGAAUGUGAAUUUGAGCGACAGUGUCAGUGGUCAUCUCCGAUAUCCCUCUCUCACGGGUGAGAUAUUGCACAAAUGCGGCUUCGUAAACGUCAAGGCCGGAACGGAAAUCGAAACGGAGGAGGACGUCAUCCAGAUGAAAGACAAGGAAGCAGAUCUUCUCGACUUCAGCGAAGGACAUGAUGACAACUCCAAGGCCGUAAACAAGUCUGCCGAGUCCCUUCAGGGCCUGACAAUCACGCCUCCGGCUCUUUUGCCGAGCUACGAGUCUGCCACCAAGCCUACAAUCUCUAGACGGCCAGUCGGCGGAUCUGGACCAGAAGCUCCGCCUCCUAUUCCUCGAAUGACGGAGUCUGUGCCUCCUAUUGAGAUGCGUGAGGCAGAUGAAAUCCCUCCACCACUGCCAAGGCGCCAGACGGUUCCCUUACAAGAGAUUCGAAUCCCUCGACGUCCAGUUCCAGCCAAUGCUGAGGAGCCUGCUAGCCCGAAAACGCCACUGACUCCGCAGUCCGACUCCGAUGAUGAACACCACAUGUCCAUUUCUAUGGUAGAUAGGGACGUGGAUGAUGAUUGA